Messenger RNA from Neoarius graeffei (lesser salmon catfish), 2153 nucleotides. RefSeq names its product adenylate kinase 7-like. The record is from RefSeq and is a predicted model, not a curated record. Gene Ontology annotation, cellular component: cytoplasm. The transcript is spliced from 18 exons. Gene Ontology annotation, molecular function: ATP binding; AMP kinase activity. Gene Ontology annotation, biological process: nucleobase-containing compound metabolic process. Lineage: Eukaryota; Metazoa; Chordata; Actinopteri; Siluriformes; Ariidae. The coding region runs from base 1 to 2124 and encodes 707 amino acids.
AUGGCUGCCAAAAUGGAGACUCGUCCCUCAAAACGCGUUUUUAUCAAUAAUGUGGAUAAAUAUACCUCAAAAUAUAUCGGGAAGUUUUUAGCUUCAUGUGUUGUUGGAGUAUCCCAUGUUGCUGAGCAAUUAAAGGAUAAGCCGGCAAAUGAGUCAAGUUCCCAGGAAGGCAUUUAUCAGAUUGCUGGAACCAUUUCGGGUAAAACCGAGGAGAAGUCCAGUUUUGCAGUAGAAAAAUAUAGUAAUUUAACACGUGAAGAGCUUUUCCAUCACUUGAUGGAGUCAGAUGUCAUCAUUUAUAACAUUUACAAUGAACAUGCUGAUCAGAUAGAAGAAGCCUCUUGGGCGGUCUCAGCUCUUCACAAUGAAACUGAUGCAUUUCCUGGACCAAAGACGUUCAUCUUAAUCUCCUCAAUCAUGACGUGGGCUCUGACUAAGACACUUGAUCCAAACGAUCCAGAGAUUCAUCUUACAGAAUGGGACUAUAGGAGACGCAAAGCACAUCCCAACUUUAAAGAUCAUAUCGCUGUGGAGAAGCUUGUGGUUAAACUGGGAAAAUCUAAUCAGACUCAGUUUUCUACUUACGUGGUUGCAUCUGGGCUGCAAUAUGGAAUGGGCGAGCAAGCAUUUCAUUUCUUUUUCAAGACAUCAUGGUUGGGAGAGGAACGGGAAGUGCCAGUCUUUGGAGAUGGCGCCAAUAUCAUUCCUGCUAUUCACGUCAGUGAUCUGGCAGGGAUUGUGCAGAAGGUAAUUGAGCAUAAGCCGAAACCGCAGUACUUUCUUGCAGUGGAUGAAUCACAGAACACCAUUGCUAAGAUUAUUAAUGCAAUAGCAUUGGUGCUCGGGCCAGGAAAAAUCCAAAACGUUCCAAAAGAGGACAUAUUUCUCACAGAGGAAUUGACACAAUCAGAAAUUGACCAUUUGUUCGUCAACCUUCAAAUGGAAGCCAUUUUUUUGAACAAGGAUAUCAGUAAAGAGAAUUUCAGUAUCAACUGGGUUUCAAAGAAAGGCAUUGUUAAGAACAUCGACCGAAUUGUGGAGGAAUACAAGCUCACCCGAAGCCUGCUGCCUAUUCGUAUUUGUCUCUUGGGACCUCCUGCUGUUGGGAAAAGCACCAUAACUGAAAAGAUAUGCAGGCACUACAAACUGCAGCAUGUCAAACUCAAAGAGGCCAUCACUGAGACUCUCGCAAACCUGGAGUCACGUGUUCGCGUGGAAGAGGCAGAAAAGAAAGAGGAUGAUGAAUCACGUGAAACACGGGAGCUUUUGGAGACACUGACAACGAACAUGGAAAAAAAUGAAGGCCACUUGGAUGAGCAGUAUGUUAUCCAAAUCAUGAAGGACAAGCUGAAGACUCAGCUAUGUAGAAAACAAGGCUUUGUCCUGGAUGGCUUCCCAGAGACAUACAACCAAGCUAAAGAGCUAUUUUGUGCUGAGGUUGCUCAAGCUAAAGGUAAACAGUCAGAAAUCCCUCCAUACAACAAGGAAAUCAUCCCAGAGUUUGUGUUUUUUCUGGAUGCCACGGAUGAGUUCUUGGAGGAACGUGUGCUGAACCUGCCUGAGAGUGUGGUGCAGGGAACAUCACACUCUGUGGAGAAGUACUUUCCGCGUCUGGCCACCUUCAGAGAAAACAAUUCAGUGGAUGAGACUGUGCUAAAAUUCUUUGAUGAAUUGGAGAUUGACCCUGAGCAUAUAGAGAUUAACAGUGAUGACUUGGAGAAUGUCCUGGUGAUUGAGAAGAUGAUAGAGAGUGUGGGGAAGGCCAGGAACUAUGGCCCCACCAUAAAGGAUUUGGAGGAAGAGCGGAGGCAGGUGGAAAUCAGACUGAGAGAGAAGGAGGAAGCGCGCCAGGCUGAAUCCAAGCGCAAAAAGGAAGAAGAGGAGCAGCGGGCACAGCAGCAGGAGGAAUGGAACCGAAGUCUGGAGGAAGAGAGGCGACAGGAAGAGGUUGCGCUGAUGGUAGCAUCAGCUCCUCUCAGGCAAUAUUUGAUGAACAGCGUCUUGCCCACUGUGAUACGAGGCUGCCUCGAGAUCUGUGAGCUCCGACCAGAAGAUCCAAUAGACUUCCUGGCUGAAUAUCUCCUGAAAAACAAUCCAGAAGUGCAACCAAAGACACCUGCUUAAAAGAUGAACCUCAAAACUACAAGUCAGGC